GGUGGGUGACUUCCACAGGAAAAGUUCAGGACGAGCAUCUAAAGAAGAUCAACAUUUCCUUUACAUGUGGGAGUCCAGAUGACCUUAGUAUUCUUGACCUUUUACAGCAUGCCCUGUGAACAUUUUUGCUUAAGUUUCUCCUCGUGAAAAGACACCGAUUUUAAGCCAGUAAAAGACACUUAGAAAUCAAACUUUUGGGUAACAUUUCAGUUGCACCAUUACAAGCUGAUUUCCUGCGAGAAUACUGGGAACUCCUGUUGACGUGAGUCUCUGACCUACAGACUGUGUGCCUCUUGUUUCAGAAGAUGUCUUUUUUGUGACUGACCUCAAUUCCUGACUUGUGGAGAUGCAGUGAAUGUGAAAUCCCACAUAUAUGCUAUUUCCCUCUUAUGCUUAACUGACUAUUCUGGAAGAUCUUGAACCCUUUUUCAGGAAAGGGGUGGCCUAUCAUUACUUUAUGGGGCAGCAGCCUGGAAAAGUUCUUGGGGACCAACGAAGGCCAAGUUUGCCUGCCCUGCACUUUAUCAAAGGAGCAGGGAAGAAGGAAUCAUCGCGACAUGGGGGCCCACACUGCAAUGUAUUUGUGGAGCAUGAAGCCCUUCAGAGGCCAGUAGCAUCUGACUUUGAGCCCCAAGGUCUGAGCGAAGCGGCUCGCUGGAACUCCAAGGAAAACCUUCUUGCUGGUCCCAGUGAAAAUGAUCCCAACCUUUUUGUUGCACUGUAUGAUUUUGUGGCCAGUGGGGACAACACCCUCAGCAUAACUAAAGGUGAAAAGCUCCGGGUCUUGGGCUACAAUCACAAUGGUGAAUGGUGUGAAGCUCAAACCAAAAAUGGCCAAGGGUGGGUCCCAAGCAAUUAUAUCACACCAGUCAACAGUCUGGAGAAACAUUCCUGGUACCAUGGGCCUGUGUCACGCAAUGCCGCUGAAUACCUGCUAAGCAGUGGAAUUAACGGCAGCUUCCUGGUGCGGGAGAGUGAGAGCAGUCCUGGCCAGAGGUCCAUCUCCCUGCGGUAUGAGGGGAGGGUGUACCACUACAGGAUCAACACUGCAUCUGAUGGCAAGCUCUAUGUCUCCUCGGAGAGCCGCUUCAACACUUUGGCCGAGUUGGUACAUCACCAUUCAACAGUGGCAGACGGGCUGAUUACUACUCUCCAUUAUCCAGCCCCCAAGCGCAACAAGCCCACUGUUUAUGGUGUGUCCCCCAACUAUGACAAGUGGGAGAUGGAGCGCACAGACAUCACCAUGAAGCACAAGCUGGGAGGAGGCCAGUACGGGGAGGUAUAUGAAGGAGUAUGGAAGAAGUACAGCCUGACGGUGGCAGUGAAGACCCUGAAGGAGGACACCAUGGAGGUGGAGGAGUUCUUGAAAGAAGCUGCAGUUAUGAAAGAGAUCAAACACCCUAAUCUAGUGCAGUUACUUGGCGUCUGUACCCGGGAGCCUCCAUUCUAUAUAAUCACUGAGUUCAUGACCUAUGGGAAUCUGUUGGAUUACCUGCGGGAGUGCAAUCGACAGGAGGUGAAUGCUGUGGUGCUGCUGUACAUGGCCACACAGAUCUCGUCAGCCAUGGAGUACCUGGAAAAGAAAAACUUCAUCCACAGGGAUCUUGCUGCCCGAAACUGCCUGGUAGGGGAAAACCACUUGGUGAAGGUGGCUGAUUUUGGCCUGAGCAGGUUAAUGACAGGGGAUACGUACACAGCCCACGCUGGAGCCAAGUUCCCGAUCAAAUGGACUGCCCCAGAAAGCCUGGCCUACAACAAGUUUUCUAUUAAGUCUGACGUCUGGGCAUUUGGAGUAUUGCUCUGGGAAAUAGCUACCUAUGGCAUGUCACCUUACCCAGGAAUUGACUUGUCCCAGGUGUAUGAGCUGCUGGAGAAAGACUACCGCAUGGAACGCCCGGAAGGCUGCCCGGAGAAAGUCUAUGAACUCAUGCGCGCAUGUUGGCAGUGGAAUCCCUCUGACCGGCCCUCUUUUGCUGAAAUCCACCAAGCCUUUGAAACGAUGUUUCAGGAAUCCAGCAUAUCUGAUGAAGUUGAAAAAGAACUGGGGAAAAAGGGCAUGCGCGGUGUAGCAGGUACUUUGCUGCAGGCCCCAGAGCUGCCCACAAAGACGAGAACGUCCAGGAGAGCCGCAGAGCACAAGGACUCUACUGACGUGCCUGAGAGCCCUCAUUCCAAGGGCCACGGAGACUGUGAGCCUCUGGACCAUGAGCCCACUGUGUCUCCACUGCUCCCUCGAAAAGAGCGAGGCCUGCAGGAUGCUGGCCUCAAUGAAGAUGAGCGCCUUCUUCCCAGAGACAAGAAGACCAACUUGUUCAGCGCCUUAAUCAAGAAGAAGAAAAAAACAGCCCCGACCCCUCCCAAGCGCAGUAGUUCCUUCCGUGAGAUGGACGGCCAGCCAGAGCGCAAGGUGAUCAGUGAGGAAGAGGGCCGAGACGUCAGCAACGGGGCGCCGGCUCUCAUGCCCUCAGAUGCAGCUGAGCCAGGCAAGACCCCAAAGCCCAGCAACGGGUCCAGCGUUCCCAACGGAGCCUUCCGCUCUCCUCACCUGUGGAAAAAGUCCAGCACGCUGACCAGCAAUCGACUAGGGGCCGGUGAGGAGGAGAGUGGCAGCAGCGCCAGCAAGCGCUUCCUGCGCUCCUGCUCUGCUUCCUGCGUCCCCCAUGGGGCCAAGGACACAGAGUGGCGGUCUGUCACGCUGCCUCGGGACUUGCAGUCCACAGGAAGACAGUUUGACUCGUCCACAUUUGGGGGGCACAAAAGUGAAAAGCCCGCUUUACCUCGGAAGCGAGCAAAUGAAAGUAAGCCUGACCAGGUGCCAAGGGGCACGGUGACCCCCCCACCCAGACUGAUGAAGAAGAAUGAGGAAGCAGCCGAUGAGGUCUUCAAAGACCCCACAGAGUCCAGCCCCGGCUCCAGUCCUCCCACUUUGACUCCAAAACUUGUCCGUAGGCAUGUUGUGAUGGCCCCUUCCUCUGGCCUUCCACACAAGGACGAGGCCGGGAAACCCAGUGCCUUAGGGACCCUCAGCACAACUGAGCCAGUGUCCCCCACCAGCAGAGCCGGGCCAGGUGCCUCCGGAGGUGCCAACAAGGCCCCUGCCGAGGAGUCCAGAGUAAGGAGACACAAGCACUCCUCAGAGUCCCCAGGGAGAGACAAGGGAAAGCUGUCCAAGCUCAAACCUGCCCCGCCGCCCCCACCCCCAUCCUCUGCGGGCAAAGCGGGAAAGAGCUCUCAGAGCCCGAGCCAGGAAGCCACUGGGGAGGCAGGAGGCACCAGAGCAAAGGCCCCAGCUCCAGGCAUGGAUGCUGCGAGCGGUGAUGCUGCCAAGCCAAACCAGCUAGGAGAGGGCGUCAAAAAGCCGCUCCUCCCUUCCAUACCAAAGCCACAAGCGUCUGCCAAGUCAUCGGGGACCCCAGCCAGCCCAGCCCCCACUGCCUCGAUGCCGUCAGCACCCUCAUCCAUGGGAGGGGACCAGCAGUCUUCCACUGCCUUCAUCCCUCUCAUCUCCACACGUGUUUCUCUUCGGAAGACCCGUCAGCUUCCAGAGCGGAUUGCCAGCGGCACCAUUACCAAGGGCGUGGUCCUGGACAGCACCAAUGCCCUGUGCCUCGCCAUCUCCAAGAACUCUGAGCAGAUGGCCAGCCACAGCGCGGUGCUGGAAGCCGGCAAGAACCUCUACACGUUCUGCGUGAGCUACGUGGAUUCCAUCCAGCAAAUGAGGAACAAAUUUGCCUUCCGAGAGGCCAUCAACAAACUCGAGAACAACCUGCGGGAGCUUCAGAUCUGCCCAGCAACCGCAGGGGGUGGCCCAGCCGCAACGCAGGACUUUAGCAAACUCCUCAGUUCAGUGAAAGAAAUCAGUGAUAUUGUGCAGAGGUAGCAGAUGUCAGGUGUCAGGCUAGAUGGAGCUGCCUACAGCA
Molecule: messenger RNA, 3920 nt
Organism: Elephantulus edwardii (Cape elephant shrew)
Lineage: Eukaryota; Metazoa; Chordata; Mammalia; Macroscelidea; Macroscelididae
Gene: ABL1
Product: c-abl oncogene 1, non-receptor tyrosine kinase
Exons: 11
Coding region: 458-3880 (1140 amino acids)
Biological process (GO): regulation of apoptotic process; protein phosphorylation
Molecular function (GO): ATP binding; non-membrane spanning protein tyrosine kinase activity; protein binding
Source: RefSeq, a predicted model, not a curated record